Molecule: messenger RNA, 5111 nt
Organism: Quercus lobata
Lineage: Eukaryota; Viridiplantae; Streptophyta; Magnoliopsida; Fagales; Fagaceae
Gene: OXP1
Product: oxoprolinase 1
Exons: 2
Coding region: 681-4487 (1268 amino acids)
Biological process (GO): glutathione metabolic process
Cellular component (GO): cytosol
Molecular function (GO): 5-oxoprolinase (ATP-hydrolyzing) activity
Source: RefSeq, a predicted model, not a curated record
UUUUACUCUCUCUUAUCUGCCUCUUUCGCCAAUCGGCAACAUCGCCCUCAUCCUUUGGUGGACGGUGGCAGUUUGGACUGAAGCGGUGGUGAGAUUAAUGGCUGAGAGCAUCAAGACUCGGUUUGGUGGCGGUGCAAAACUAAACAGGGAGGUCCUCCAGCUGGGUAGAUGGGUAUGAGUUGGUUUCUUUGGCAUUUGCAGAUACUGAUUGAAUGAAUAUGGGUUGGGCGCUGUGUGUGAUUAAUGGCUGUGUUGAGAUUGUAAGUUAGAGUCUCAUAAGAGAUGUUGAGGAUGAUGAACUUGGUCAGAGAAAAAAGCUUAAUAUGAGGUGAACGUUUUUUAACCCUUGGAUAUUAUGUGUGCUACGUGUCAGUCAUCUAAAUUAAAACGGGAGGGGAGCCUGUCCCGUCAAUAGUUACACUUACACAAACACAAAAGGCAGGACAAAAAAUAACACAAGUGGUAAGACGUAAGAGUUUAGAAACGUGAAUGAAUCAUCAAUCAUCCAAGGAAAACCUGUGUCCAGUUUAUAGUCGUUUUACUAUUUCAUUACCUGCAACUGGAAGUUCGAUACAAAAAAAAGAGAUAGCUGAGCCGAUUGCUCUCUCUCUCUCUCUCUCUCUCUCUCUCUCUGAGGCCCACCGUAUUCCGCCGUAUCACAACCACCAAACGCCUCAAGAAUGGGGAGUUUCAAUGAAGAGAAACUCAGGUUUUGCAUUGACAGAGGGGGGACCUUCACUGAUGUUUAUGCUGAAAUCCCGGGUCGGACUGAUGGUCAUGUUUUGAAACUUUUGUCUGUUGACCCAUCAAACUAUGAUGAUGCUCCAGUUGAGGGUAUUCGGAGGAUUCUCGAAGAGUUUACAGGGGAGAAAAUCCCACGUACUUCGAAAAUUCCCACGGAUAAGAUUGAGUGGAUUAGGAUGGGUACAACCGUGGCGACAAAUGCACUUUUGGAAAGAAAAGGAGAAAGGAUUGCUUUGUGUGUGACUCGAGGCUUCCGGGAUUUGCUCCAAAUUGGUAACCAGGCUCGCCCCAGCAUAUUCGACCUCACUGUAUCAAAACCAUCUAAUCUUUACGAGGAGGUUAUAGAGGUUGAUGAGAGAAUUGAGCUUGUUCAUGAUAAGGAGGAGAAUCAAGGUUCUUCUACACCAUUAAUUAAGGGCAUUUCAGGCGAGAUUGUCAGGGUUGUGAAGCCUCUCAAUGAAGAAGCUCUCAAGCCUUUACUGAAAGGGUUGUUGGAGAAGGGAAUUAGCUGUUUGGCUGUCGUGUUGAUGCAUUCUUACACUUAUCCACAGCAUGAAACAGCUGUAGAGAGGUUAGCUGUGAGUUUGGGUUUCAGACAUGUUUCUUUAUCUUCAGCUUUGACUCCCAUGGUUAGAGCUGUUCCGAGGGGUCUAACAGCUAGUGUUGAUGCAUACUUGACCCCAGUUAUUAAAGAGUACUUAUCAGGAUUCAUAUCCAAAUUUGAUGAAGGGUUGGGGAAGUUGAAUGUUCUGUUUAUGCAAUCAGAUGGAGGACUUGCACCAGAAAGUAGAUUUUCAGGGCACAAGGCGGUGUUGUCUGGUCCGGCUGGUGGGGUUGUAGGCUACUCACAGACUCUUUUUAAUCUUGAAACAUCGAAGCCCCUUAUUGGGUUUGACAUGGGUGGUACAUCUACUGAUGUGAGCCGUUAUGCUGGAAGUUAUGAACAAGUUCUCGAAACUCAAAUUGCUGGUUCUAUAAUUCAAGCACCUCAGCUUGACAUCAACACUGUUGCUGCCGGUGGUGGAUCAAAGUUGAAAUUCCAAUUUGGAGCUUUCCGAGUUGGACCAGAAUCAGUGGGUGCACACCCUGGUCCUGUGUGUUACCGGAAAGGUGGGGAAUUGGCAGUAACAGAUGCAAACCUGAUUCUAGGAUUUGUUAUUCCUGAUUAUUUCCCAUCCAUCUUUGGCCUUAAGGAAGAUCAGCCUCUAGAUAUCAAGGCGACUAGAGAAGAAUUUGAGAAGCUUGCAAGGGAAAUAAACUCCUACAGAAAGAGUCAGGAUCCAUCUGCCAAGGACAUGACAGUGGAGGAGAUUGCUCUGGGAUUUGUGAAUGUUGCUAAUGAGACAAUGUGUCGUCCAAUACGGCAGUUAACUGAGAUGAAGGGCCAUGAAACAAGGAACCAUGCUCUUGCUUGCUUUGGAGGUGCUGGACCUCAGCAUGCGUGCUCCAUUGCUAGGUCUUUGGGUAUGAAAGAAGUACUCGUUCACAGGUUCUGUGGGAUCUUAAGUGCUUAUGGGAUGGGAUUAGCCGAUGUUGUUGAAGAGGCACAGGAGCCAUAUUCUGCUGUUUAUGGUCCCGAAUCUGUCUUUGAGGCCUUUCACAGAGAAACUAUUUUGCUGAAGCAAGUAAUACAGAAGUUGCAAGAGCAAGGUUUUAGAGAGGAAAACAUUACUGCAGAGACAUAUUUAAAUUUAAGAUAUGAAGGUACAGACACUGCCAUCAUGGUUAAGAGGCGAACAACUGAAGAUGGAUCAGCUUGUGAUUAUGCAGUGGAAUUUGUGAAUCUCUUUCAGCAAGAGUAUGGAUUUAAACUACAAAACAGGAACAUCUUAAUAUGUGAUGUAAGAGUUCGUGGUAUAGGAGUCACAAAUAUAUUGAAGCCUCAGGCCCUUGAACUUGUUUCUGGUACUCCUAAAGUUGAAGACAACUACAAGGUUUACUUUGGGAAUGGGUGGCAAGAUACACCUCUGUUCAAGCUUGAGAAUUUGGGGUAUGGGCAUGUCUUGCCAGGUCCUUCAAUCAUCAUGAAUGGGAAUAGUACUGUUAUAGUGGAGCCCAACUGUAGAGCUAUUAUAACCAAAUAUGGAAACAUUAAAAUUGAAGUUGAGUCUACUAUAAACACCAUGAAAGUAGCAGAAAAAGUUGCAGAUGUUGUGCAGCUUUCAAUCUUUAAUCACAGGUUUAUGGGAAUUGCUGAACAGAUGGGAAGGACCCUACAGAGGACUUCUAUAUCAACAAAUAUCAAGGAACGGCUGGAUUUCUCUUGUGCUCUCUUUGGUCCUGAUGGGGGACUAGUUGCAAAUGCCCCUCACGUUCCUGUUCACCUAGGAGCCAUGUCUAGCACAGUUCGGUGGCAGUUCAACUAUUGGGGUGAUAAUUUGAAUGAAGGUGAUGUUUUGGUUGCCAAUCAUCCUUGUGCUGGUGGUAGCCAUCUUCCUGAUAUAACUGUUGUUACACCUGUUUUUGAUAAGGGGAGGCUAGUAUUUUUUGUGGCAAGCCGAGGGCAUCAUGCAGAGAUUGGUGGAAUAACUCCUGGAAGCAUGCCGCCUUUUUCAAAGUCCAUAUGGGAAGAAGGGGCUGCCAUAAAAGCAUUUAAGCUCGUGGAAAAGGGGAUUUUUCAGGAAGAAGGAAUCAUGAAGCUUCUCCAGUUCCCCAGCUCUGGUGAAGUGGAGCAUAAGAUCCCUGGAACACGCAGGAUUCAAGAUAAUCUAUCAGAUCUUCGAGCUCAAGUAGCUGCAAAUCAGAGAGGAAUUUCCCUCAUAAAAGAGCUUAUUGAGCAGUAUAGUUUGGACACUGUUCAGGCUUACAUGACGUAUGUGCAGUUGAAUGCAGAAGAAGCAGUGAGAGAAAUGCUUAAGUCAGUUGCUACUACAGUUUCAUCUCAGUCAUCUGAGCUUGGAGAUGGAAAUUCAGUAACCAUUGAGGAAGAGGAUUACAUGGAUGACGGGUCCAUUAUUCAUUUGAAACUGACAAUUGAUUCUGAUAAAGGUGAAGCAAUUUUUGACUUUAACGGGACUAGUCCUGAAGUUUAUGGGAAUUGGAAUGCACCAGAAGCAGUAACAGCUGCAGCAGUCAUUUACUGCCUUCGCUGUUUGGUGGAUGUCGAUAUUCCUCUCAAUCAAGGUUGUUUGGCUCCUGUUAAAAUCCAUAUUCCAGCAGGGUCAUUCCUCUCUCCAAGUGAUAAAGCUGCGGUGGUGGGAGGUAACGUUCUGACAUCACAGAGAAUAACUGAUGUUGUACUAACUGCAUUUCAAGCUUGUGCAUGUUCACAGGGUUGUAUGAAUAACCUCACAUUUGGGGAUGAUUCUUUUGGUUAUUAUGAAACAAUUGGAGGUGGGAGUGGGGCUGGUCCAACCUGGCAUGGAACCAGUGGAGUCCAAUGCCACAUGACCAACACGAGAAUGACUGAUCCGGAGAUUUUUGAGCAGAGAUAUCCGGUUCUUUUGCAUAAAUUUGGGCUUAGGGAGAAGAGCGGGGGAACCGGACUUCAUAGAGGAGGUGAUGGUCUUGUCAGGGAGAUAGAGUUCAAGCGCCCUGUUGUGGUGAGCAUUCUAUCGGAGAGGCGUGUUCAUGCACCAAGAGGCCUAAAAGGUGGCAAAGAUGGGGCUUGUGGGGCUAACUUCCUUGUCACAAAAGAUAAUCGGAGAGUUUAUCUUGGGGGUAAAAAUACAGUUGAGGUGCAGGCAGGGGAAAUUCUUCAAAUUUUAACUCCUGGUGGUGGGGGAUGGGGUUCUCCUCUUUGAUUCUUCUCUGAAGCAAAUUGCUUCUGGUUGAGUUCAACUUUUGUACUGGAUUUGCUGCAAAUGGUAUUUUGAUCUAUUCAUUACUGAAAAUCAAAGGAUUCUAUUAUGAAAUAGAAAUUUACUUGCAUCUUAAAAGUAAAUAGGCUUCUAGACUUGCAAGAUAAAUAAAUGGGUUUCUAGUUUUUAAGAUAAAUAAAUAGGCUUCUAUACUUUGCUACAACUCACCAGCCAAUCUAAUGAACAAGAUUCAAAGGAGACAAGACCAAACAAGGGAGAGACUACAAGCAUGAUCACUUCUUAGAUUAAGACAAAACAAUAAAGAUUUUUUGAGUGGUUGAGCAGGGUGUUAAAAUGAACCCUGCCUUUGUUGUAUGUUCAUGGAAUGAAUCUGAACUUCCAAGAAAAAGAAUGCAAUUAAGGACAGCCCUUUGAAUGAGAAUCUCGAUACUAUUAAAGGCAGGGUCAAUAGUGAUUUCCGUGUGAUAUACUUCUGGAUCCAUGUCUAUUACAAAUCUUGUGUGACCUCCUUGUAUGUUCAAAUUUAUAUUGCUUCCAUGCAUUAGCAAUGAAAAAUUAUGUUGCUAAAAAAAAUUAAUGAAAGAAUUAUAUCUUUUUUGUUGCUAA